Didymella exigua CBS 183.55 is the source of this 1479-nucleotide messenger RNA. RefSeq names its product decarboxylating 6-phosphogluconate dehydrogenase. Lineage: Eukaryota; Fungi; Ascomycota; Dothideomycetes; Pleosporales; Didymellaceae. The record is from RefSeq and is a predicted model, not a curated record. Gene Ontology annotation, biological process: pentose-phosphate shunt, oxidative branch; pentose-phosphate shunt. The transcript is spliced from 6 exons. Bases 1 to 1479 code for a protein of 492 amino acids. Gene Ontology annotation, cellular component: cytosol. Gene Ontology annotation, molecular function: phosphogluconate dehydrogenase (decarboxylating) activity; NADP binding.
AUGUCUGAGCCCGUCGGUGACUUUGGUUUGAUCGGUUUGGCCGUCAUGGGUCAGAACCUGAUUCUCAACGCUGCUGACCACGGUUUCACCGUUGUUGCCUUCAACCGAACUGUCUCUAAGGUUGACCGUUUCUUGAACGAUGAGGCCAAGGGUAAGUCCAUCGUUGGUGCUCACUCCAUCAAGGAGUUUUGCGCCAAGCUCAAGAAGCCCCGCCGUAUGAUGAUGCUCGUCAUGGCCGGAAAGCCCGUUGACGACUUCAUUGAGCUCCUCCUGAACGAGGGUGGCAUCGAGGAGGGCGACAUCAUCAUCGACGGUGGCAACUCCCACUACCCCGACACAAACCGCCGCACCAAGUACCUCGCACAGAAGGGUAUCCGCUUUGUCGGUACCGGUGUUUCUGGUGGUGAGGAGGGUGCCCGCUAUGGUCCCUCCAUCAUGCCCGGUGGCAACGAGGAGGCCUGGCCUUACAUCAAGGACGUCCUCCAGUCCAUCUCCGCCAAGUCUGACGGCGAGGCCUGCUGCCAGUGGGUCGGUGACGAGGGUGCUGGCCACUACGUCAAGAUGGUCCACAACGGUAUCGAGUACGGUGACAUGCAGUUGAUCUGCGAGGCCUACGAUAUCAUGAAGCGCGGUCUUGGACUCAGCAACAAGGAGAUUGGCGAUGUCUUCGCCAAGUGGAACAGCGGUGUCCUCGACUCUUUCCUGAUCGAGAUCACCCGCGACAUCAUGUACAAGAACGACGACGAUGGCGUUGCCAUCGUCGAGAAGAUUAUGGACUCUGCUGGUCAGAAGGGUACCGGCAAGUGGACCGCCAUCAACGCUCUCGACCUCGGCAUGCCCGUCACUCUCAUCGGUGAGGCCGUCUUCGCUCGCUGCCUGUCCUCGCUCAAGGCUGAGCGUGGCCGUGCCGCUGGUCUUCUCGACGGACCUAGUCCCAGCUUUACGGGCGACAAGCAGGCUUUCAUCGACAACCUCGAGCAGGCCCUUUACGCCUCCAAGAUCAUCUCUUAUGCUCAGGGUUUCAUGCUGAUCCAGAACGCCGCCAAGGAGUACAACUGGAAGCUCAACAAGCCCGAGAUUGCCCUCAUGUGGCGCGGUGGAUGCAUCAUCCGCUCCGUCUUCUUGAAGGACAUCACCAAGGCUUACCGCGCCAACCCUGACCUCGAGAACCUGCUCUUCGAUGACUUCUUCAACAAGGCUAUUCACAAGGCGCAGUCCGGCUGGAGAGACGUCGUCUCCAAGGGUGCUCUUUGGGGUAUCCCAACACCUGCUUUCAGCACCGCGCUCAGCUUCUACGACGGUUACCGCGCCAAGGACCUACCCGCCAACCUGUUGCAGGCUCAGCGUGAUUAUUUCGGUGCCCACACAUUCCGCAUCAAGCCCGAAUACGCCAACGAGCAAUACAAGGAGGGCCAGGACAUCCACGUCAACUGGACAGGAAGGGGUGGCAACAUUUCUGCCUCCACCUACAACGCUUAA